AUGUCCAGUUCCAAGUCCAACUCGCAGAUUCACAAAGUCGCGCAUCCGCUCUUAUCCACCCAUCUAGCCAAUCUAAGACUGGCCACCACUUCGCCCAAACAGUUUAGGGAGUUGGUCAGGAACAUCACUACGGUGCUUGUUGUAGAAGCUACGAAGGAUUUGGGCGUUCAUCAAGUUCAGGGCGAAGGACCUUUGGCCAAGUUCGAAGGGGAAGAGAUUUCUGUGAGUUGCGCAAAGCAGCGAAGCGGGAGAGGACAGGUGUGUGCGGGGCAUAAGGGGAGAGUUGGGGCGCAAGAUGUAGUGAGACGUGGGGAACGAUGCACCUUGGCAUAUCGUGUCCGGUGCAGGGCUUCGUCUGCGGCACCUUGCGUGAUGCUGCAAGAAAUCAGAUAGGACCUCAGCUGCGCAAAAGUCCCCAAAUCGCUCAGCUAGGUGCAUGUAUGCGCAUUGCUCACCAGACGGUCUGCGUUCCUUAACCUACGCUGCGAUGGGCAGGGGCGCAUCGGCUUGGUUCCGAUCCUAAGAGCCGGCCUGGGCAUGGUUGAUGGUGAGCAAAGGUAAAGCAAAGCGAUCAAAUUUUCGUCGGUGGCUGAAUCACGGGAUCCGCUUCCUCCUUGCGACAGCUGCGCUGGCUCUGUUGCCCGAAAACACAUCAGUCCAGCACAUUGGUCUUUUCAGGGAGAAACUUAGCUUGCAGCCAGUCGAGUAUUACUCCAAGGUGAUUCAUUUUGUUUCUAAUUGGCGCUCCUGCCAUCUACGCAAUAACGCUGAUCAUUCUCAUUUGGCCUCUCCUCUGUAGCUUCCCGAAACGCCAAAUGUGGACGAAGUGCUCAUCUUGGAUCCGCUUGUAGCGACGGGUGGGACAGCGAUAGCGAGUGUCAAGACUGCCCGCGGCUCGGCUGGGUCGUUCCCCUUGAGCAUUGCUUCUCAUGCUAAUGUCUGGCCCAUGUCCCACACCCGACCCCCAGGUCUGCGUCAAAAUGAUCACGGAUUGGGGCAUUCCCAUUUCAAAAAUCAGGUUCCUCUGCGUGCUUGGGUCCGAACAAGGUCUGAACAGCCUCGCCUCCGCUUGUCCUGGCCUGAACAUUUGGUGAGUGGCCACUUCGAUCAGGGUGCCGGCCGUAUUUCGCCGAGCGACGCUUCUGAUCCGGGCCAAUUUUCUCCUGCCUCGCUGUAGGGUGGGAGCCAUUGACCAGACGCUGAACGACAAGGGGCUCAUCAUACCUGGUCUGGGCGACACGGGCGAUAGGUUGCAUGCGACUCAAUGA
Molecule: messenger RNA, 1268 nt
Organism: Ceraceosorus bombacis
Lineage: Eukaryota; Fungi; Basidiomycota; Exobasidiomycetes; Ceraceosorales; Ceraceosoraceae
Source: the annotation of a GenBank genome assembly